CUCUCUCCAUCCUCUUCGAAGAGUGGCAAACACUUGGGAUUCUAAGAACAGAGCAUCUUUUUUCCCCCCUUCUCGUUUGUUCUCUCUGUCCUCUCAAAUCCACUUUUUUUUUUUUUGGGGCAACCUUAAUCGCAUUCCCGAAAACAGGUAUUCUCUUCAAACCCUAGUUUCCUCAAAUGGUGAGUUUUGUGGAGAAGAGAGAGAGAAUGGCCAGCCAAAACGUCGUCGCAUCGGAAGCCAAGUCCGGGAUCAUCACCGUCACCGUCGCCGUCGCCAACCCCUCCGCCCAGAAACCUCCGACGGCGCCUGGUUACAUCUCGAUUUCCAGGAAGAAGCUCCUCCAUAACCUCGAAAUCAAUGGCGGCCACAGAAUCAACGCCUGGGUCGACUCCAUGCGCGCUUCGUCCCCUACCCACCUCAAAUCUGUUCCUUCUCUUUCCCCCGAGGAGCGAAACUCUUGGAUCAUACAGCAUCCCUCGGCGCUGGACAUGUUCGAGCAGAUCAUCGAAGCUUCGAGAGGGAAACAAAUCGUUAUGUUCUUGGACUACGAUGGCACGCUCUCUCCCAUCGUCGACGACCCCGAACGAGCCUUCAUGUCGAGCAAGAUGAGAAGAACAGUGAGAAAGCUGGCCAAGUGUUUCCCGACUGCCAUAGUGAGCGGGAGAUGUAGAGACAAGGUUUAUAACUUUGUGAAGCUUGCAGAGCUGUAUUAUGCUGGUAGCCAUGGAAUGGACAUCAAAGGCCCUACCAAAGGCUCCUCCAAAUACCAGAAGGACAACCCAUCUGUUGUGUUCCAACCAGCGAGCGAGUUUCUUCCCAUUAUCGACGAGGUUUAUAAAGAGCUCGUGGAUAAAACAAAAUCAACCCCCGGAGCCAUGGUGGAGAACAACAAGUUCUGUCUCUCUGUUCACUUCCGAUGUGUCGAUGAGAAGAAAUGGAGCGAAUUGGCUCUACAGGUUCGGUCGGUCAUUAAGGAGUACCCAAAGUUGAGGCUGACCCAAGGUCGGAAGGUAUUAGAAAUCCGUCCGACAAUUAAGUGGGACAAAGGGAAGGCCCUUGAGUUCUUGUUAGAGUCACUUGGAUUUGGAGAUUGUAACAAUGUUUUUCCGGUUUACAUCGGCGAUGAUCGGACCGAUGAAGAUGCAUUUAAGAUGCUAAGAGAAAGAGGGCAAGGCUUUGGCAUUCUUGUCUCAAAGUUCCCAAAGGAAACCAACGCGUCUUAUUCUUUGCAAGAACCCACCCAGGUGAUGGAUUUUUUGCGACGGUUGGUGGACUGGAAACAAAUGCAUCCAAGAAUGUGAAUGCGAACUAUGAAAUAACUAUAUAUAUAGUAGUACGUAGACCUUUCGAAAUAAAAUAUUAUCAAACGGAUAUAUAUAUAUAUAUAGAUAAACAUGCAGGUAUACGCUUAAACCUUUCAUGGAACGUCGUAAAAGGACAUAUGGGGCAAGUUCUUGACAUGCCCGUGACUGUUCUUUGUUCGUCAUAUUGUUUUUAGGAAAAAAAGACGAACAAUAUGAUAUAUGUAUAUAUGUAUACAUAUGUAUGACCGCAGAGAAUAUGAGAGGUCUAUUUUAUGUAGGCUCGAGGGUCUUUGUACUCUUAUAGCUAGGUUUGUGGAAUGGUAUAUUUUGUAAAUUUAUUAAUAUGCAAAUGUGUAUUAAUUAAAACAGAGUCAUAAUUCUCGCU
This is a messenger RNA of Tarenaya hassleriana, 1689 nucleotides long. RefSeq names its product probable trehalose-phosphate phosphatase J. Gene Ontology annotation, molecular function: trehalose-phosphatase activity. Gene Ontology annotation, biological process: trehalose biosynthetic process. The transcript has 12 exons. NCBI's taxonomy places the organism in Eukaryota, Viridiplantae, Streptophyta, Magnoliopsida, Brassicales, Cleomaceae. The record is from RefSeq and is a predicted model, not a curated record. Bases 177 to 1301 code for a protein of 374 amino acids.